UAAAAGAAAACCAAGAAAAUGAAAAGGUCUUAGAACAGUUAAUGAAAGAUGACUUAGACUCAACUAAAUCUAAUCAAACAGUCGUGAUAGAACGUUAUGAAAAAAGAUUACAAGCCAAGAAUGAGCAGAUUAUUAAGUUAGAAACUAAGUUAGAAGAGGAUGAUCCGGGCACUUUUCAUCAAGCAGUUUUACGGGAGAUUAGGUUAAUGAUUAGAAUUCCCGCUAAUGCUAAAAAACUAGCCAAAGUCUUAAUCCCUACUCACCUUAAACAAGAAUUAUUAUCUGAACUAAAAGAACCCCGACCUAACUUAGCCAUUAAACAACAGCACCAAAAAUUUCUGGCUUUGCAUGCUGAUAAAAAGGGUUCAAUGAUAACUGAUGAAGAAAAAAUAAUGCAAGAGUGUAGCGAACUAUCAAAUCAGUUAUGCCAUCUAACUGAACCAAUCAAUGGUCGUCAUCAUGAGGAUUUUUUGCCUCGCCUAUUAGCAAUUAUAGAUACCGUUUUACAAUUAAACCAUCA
Funneliformis geosporum is the source of this 520-nucleotide messenger RNA. NCBI's taxonomy places the organism in Eukaryota, Fungi, Glomeromycota, Glomeromycetes, Glomerales, Glomeraceae. The record is from the annotation of a GenBank genome assembly.